This is a messenger RNA of Pipra filicauda (Wire-tailed manakin), 4068 nucleotides long. RefSeq names its product C-X3-C motif chemokine ligand 1 (gene CX3CL1). The transcript is spliced from 4 exons. The record is from RefSeq and is a predicted model, not a curated record. Gene Ontology annotation, biological process: monocyte chemotaxis; positive regulation of GTPase activity; lymphocyte chemotaxis. Gene Ontology annotation, cellular component: extracellular region. Bases 731 to 2176 code for a protein of 481 amino acids. NCBI's taxonomy places the organism in Eukaryota, Metazoa, Chordata, Aves, Passeriformes, Pipridae. Gene Ontology annotation, molecular function: chemokine activity; CCR chemokine receptor binding.
GACUAACAUAAAAGCUUCUGACACAAUUAAGAACUGUUGUAAGAUCAACCUAUAACUUCUAAAAGUGGUACAUAUAUAUGUGCUAUGAUUAUUGUAUCUGUUUUGUUAUUUUCUAUUCCAUUUUACUAUGCAAUAGGAAUUACUAACCAAAACUCUAUUAAUAUCCAAACUGUCCUCUAUUACUCUUUACAAGUUUUCUGGUGGUAACAGGAGGAAAGCAAGUGUCACUUGGCUGCCUCAUUUUGCAAGAGCAGCUGACCUGACGUGACUUUGUACCUGGCUAAACAACCCCAGCUCCCUCAGCCGCUCCUCAUAAGACUUGUGAGGAGGCCGAGGACAGGUAAUUUCCUUUACCUGAGGACAGGUAGUUCCCACUUCUCCUUGAGGAUUCACUUGCUGUAGUGUCCAGUCUUGCCUGAACCACCAUAGGCUACUUGGAGGCUCUGGAUAACCUGGAAAAUCAUAAGGCAGCCGAGGACCUGCUGGUGUGAUGAUCAAUCAUUGUGUCCAUGCUGGCGGUUUCACAGAAAUCAGCGGAACCAGGAGACAAUGGAGGGAAUCUGGAACGGGGGCGGAACCGGAUCUGUGUGUGGACAGAGCCUGGGCAGUGAGUGGGCAGAGCCCAGCCCUUCCUCUCCUCAGGUGUUACAGACCAUCCAGGCAGAGCUUGAGGAUUUGACCCGGACCUUGAGGCAGGAGAGAGCUCAGAGCUUGCCACUGGCCAAAGCUCAUGUGUGUCUCUGCUCCUGAGCUCCUGUUGUGCCGAAGGAAGUCUGACAACUUGGAGAAGCCUGCCUGCAGCUUCCUGCCCUGCAGGCCCUGGGAUACAGCUUGGAAGAGCUGUUCUUGGAAGAACCUGUUGCUGCAAAAGCAAGGGCAACCCAAAGCGCCUCUGAAGUGUUCAAACGAGUGCUCUGGUUUUACAUCCCUGAUAGCAGAGAAGAGGAUAAGGAGCUACCGCCGGACCGAGCCCAGAUGCGCAAAACAAGCCAUCAUAUUAACUACUCUGAAGUCUAAGGAGUUUUGUGCAGAUCCAGAGGCUGAGUGGGUGAAGAAGAUUGUAGAGAAACUGGACCAGAAAAAGGCCACAGCCUCCCCACUUAGGCAUGAUGCCACCUCACCAGAAGAGGCUGGUGAUGUUCAGAAACAAGUUGGUCUUCCAGUAAGGGCUCCGUCUCAAGCCACUGCUCCAACUGGUUUCUUCCAAGGGACCAGCACAACAGCCUGGGAGAGAAUACAUGCUCCUGCUGCGAGGACAGAGGUGUCCAGCAAGUCCCCUCCAGCCAGGCAGGACAGCACCCAGCUCCCUGCAGGGUCACCCUCCGUGACACAGGAAUAUGCUGCACGCUCUGAGGUCGCUCCAGAAGCAAACAGAGACUCCUCAAAUUCUCCUGCAUCUUCAACAGCUCUCACAGCAGGCAUGGACUCCAGCCAGCCCACCCCACAUCCCACAGCUCGUGUGCAUGGCUUUUACAACACCAUGAGAUCUACAGAAGAAUGUGCAGGACAUACUGCAAAUGCUGCGGCUGAUGUUCAAGACACAACUUCUCCUGACUCAGAUUCGGACCCAAUGGCAACUACUAAAGGAUCAGACAAACCUCUGCUUUCUGCAAGUGAAUCUCUGGACUCUACAACUGCCAGGGCCAAUGCACCAGACACUGCUUCCAGCAGUUCUAGAUCAGAUCUCCCCUCCACCCUGGACAGUGUGGACAUUGCAACACCCCCAGACACACCAAUUCCACCAGACACUAGUUCAGUUUCUACUCUGAACUCCACCGUUGCCACAGACAAAGGGGCUUCUGUCCAUAGCAACAAGGUUGUUGGUUCCUCUACAGAUGGGUCUGGUACUAGAACAUUUGAUUAUUCAUCACCUGUAGGAAAGCAAGAGCCUUCUGAUACAUUAGUUUUUGCUGGCCAGGCAUUCUCAGGCCAAGCCAGGGUGCAGACGAUCACAGACAGGCCAGAUGAUCAACCUCUGUCCAGCUUCUUGUCUCAAACACACUUUGUCAUCCCCGUUUCUGUGGUAAGCGGGGUGACCAUUUGCACUGUUGCUCUUGUGUGGCUGUACCUGAAGUUUGGAAUGAGACCAGAAGAAUCGUCGAGAGAAAUGGUACAGGGCUUGCUCUACCAGAGGGCAGGACAUCAGAACAAUGCCUAUCCAAUGGAAGUAAUCUGAGUGCUUCAUGGCAUGGACAUUUUUGGCCUAAACUAUAUGUGUGUGUUACUGCAGAAAAGCUGUUUAUGCUGAACAGGUGACCACCGGUAGGAAGCAAGCCAGGGAAUAAAAAUACCAGAGCAAACCUGUAGUUUUGCAGAGCAGAAUGUCCAACAAUACAUCUGUUUCAUCAUUGACCAAUGACAGUGUUUUGGAAAUCAUUGAGACACUUCUUCUGGCACUGUUACACACGACGGCUGUGGCUGUUCUUGCUCUGCUGGUGGCUCUUUGCCAGGGGGUAGGCAGAAGUGGAUUCCCAAAUUGCUGUUGGGAAUUUUUCUGUGAUUCAUCAUGGCUAAGCCAAGAAGCCACUCACUCACCCACACUGUUGGACUCAGGCUCAGCCACCCCAAGCAAUCUUAGCACCAAACCCACACGAUUUGCACUUAAACUCUCUGCUGCUUCUCUGUGCUUCAGGUCUCUGCUCUGUCAGACCAAGGCCAAAGCUGGGUGCUGGCUCUCCUUGGGCUGAUCAAAUGUGCUCUAAUUAUUUCUUCUUGCUGCAGACACAAGGGAUAGCCCAGCUUUUCAGAAAGAGGUGACCAUAACUGCAUCUGAUCAGGGUGCUGAAGGUCAGUGCUACAGACUUCGUGUUCACAGAAGCUGGGAACCCACAAUCUGUCUCCUUGAAAUCAGGCCCUUCCUCUCAACAGCAUUUCUUGCAGAUGUGGUCUGAGACCUGCUCCUUAGGAAAUCAAUGCAAUGAAACCCUUCUGCCAGCUGAUGUGCCCUGUGUCCAGCUGCAUCCAACACCAGGGCAGGAUAAUGCAAAUGAUUCUUUGCAAAUGGGAGAAAACAAGAAGUCACCCAAUAGUGUUGCUAUUCCUGUGAUAACAUUGGAACACUUUUGCUGUUCUCUGCAAGCAAAAAAACCCAGGAAAUAAUCUCUUGGAGGAGCUAAAGACAAUUCUGGAUUUAGUCAUGUAGGAAUUACUCCACCACAGCAGAUGUAACAUCCUUCUGCUUCCAUAGUCUCUCUAGAAAUAAGGACAUUUGCUGAUGCACCAAACAAACAAACAAACAAAAAAAAAAAAAGAAGGAAAAAGCAAGAACAAAAUGGCUGUUCAUAGUUCUACACUUCAUCUGCAUUUUAGUUUUUCCAUCCUGGAUAGCACUGAUCACCAGGCUAUGAAAGCAUCCUAACAGUAAUAGGCUUUUUUUAAACCCAGGUUGAUUUUGAUUUUUACACCUCCAGGCACUGCUGUAUGUAAGCUUUAUGUUUUAUCUGUGGUCAGGUCCUGAAAGCCCUUAUUAGACUUCAACCCCAGUGUGAGUUUUGCUGGAGCGUGCAAAGGUCUUCACGAUAUGAUGCUUUGUGAGUAGAUACAUAUCAAGGGUCAGAUCCUCCUCUAACCAACCUCAGUGGAUCAGAUCCCAAAGUAUGAAUAUGCACGUAGAAAAAAAGGAAGGAAAAGCACAUAAUAAGCAAGAUCAUCAAAGCAAAAAUGAGGGGCCAGCUGUGAGGCAGAGCCUGAGGAAGGCAGCCUGUUAAACCCAUCAGAUCACCCCUUCACAGCACCCAUUCAGCCCUGCAGGUGGAGAGGACAGACAACAACUGUGUUUGUUUUCUGCCAUCAUACAACCCCUUCUUUCUACGUUUUUUUGACUCGAGAGAGGGGAGCCAGGGAUUCAUCUGGGGGUUUGCAAGUGUGGAAUGCAAUUAGAUUAAUUGCAUGUGGGGUGAAACCCUUCCUUGUGCAGCCCAGCUGUGGAACGCUGGCUGGCAAGGAUUUUCCUGGAGGGUGAAUCAGGGGCUGUCAGUGCCACGUCCCCAUCCACCCCACUUGUGCACAGUCGGGAUUUGUGAAGCACUGUAUGUGGCAUUAUUUUUAUAUAAAACACUAGAAAUGUUA